AUGAGCAAAAGAAAUGUGUCUGUAAUCACUGACGAUAAGAACACCAUUAAGCCAAAGAUCAUCAAAUCAAGAACGGGCUGUUUGACAUGCAAGAAGAAACGAUUGAAGUGUGAUGAAGGUAAACCGUUCUGUCAGAAAUGUAAGUCAAAGGGCUUCAUUUGUGGUGGAUAUGUUACCAACUUUGUAUGGAAGCCAUUUGGAGAAACAUGUGGAAGUGGUGGGAAUGUUAAUAAGAAGAAGAAAUCAAAGAAAGAUAGAGAAAUAUUGGAUGUAUCUGGAUCAACGUCGUCAUCAACAGUUAUUUCCAAUGACACUGAUUCAACUGAUGGAGCUAGGGUUCCAAUGAAUGAUAGUAUUAGAAAACAUGUGGAAAUGGCAUCGCUCUCCAUUACUGGUAAAUCCAUAACUGAUAUGGAAAUUGAGCAUGAAUUGAUUUCCAAAGGUCUAAAUCCAAUUCUUCAUAAGAUGGUGGUCAAAGAAGAUCCACUGAACUCAGAAGAUGAUGAAGUCUUGAUAGAAUCCAAACCUUUGAAAAGAACUCAAAGCUUUAAUCAUACUAGUGAUUUCCAAGAACCUUUGGCGAUGAAUAUGCGUCGAAGUUACAGUUCAAAUAAUGCUGUCGCCAGUGUUAUUCAAGAACUCCGAAGAACUCAAACUCGUAGGUCAUCAAGAAGUGGUGGAGGUUUGGAUUCUUUAGCAAAUAUUGCUAUAGAAGAAAUCUCCAAAGGGUCACCUCCUCCAAUUUCUGAAAUUUCAGGUACUAUUAAAAUGUCACCACAAUCCUUUUCACCAAUGGGUGAUUUCAUGAAGAUGCCUUCACCUUCAGAUUCCAAAGAGAAUAUUCCUCCAGCUCAAACAUUCAACUUUUCUCCUCAAAUAUCUGCAUUAUUAAAUUUUGCUCUUAAUGAUGUCAGUAAUGCUACCAACAGUUACAAUGGCUUAAAACUGUCGUCCGAUAUGCCAUCUCCACUCAGUUUAUCUGUUCAACAACCACAGCUUCAAAUGAUAACACUAGAUGAACCAAUAAUACGAAGAAGCUCUUCAGCUUCCUCGGAGAAUGCACCACCACCUUCUCCAUUAAAUGAUGUGAUUAUGGCACUUUCUUCACCAAAAUCAUUAUCACCAUCAUCCAUAUCAUCUUCAUUCAAUUUAUUCCCCUCACCAAGCACUCCAGCCAGCUUAUCACUACUUGAAUCAAGUGAAAACGAUCAAAUCUUAUUUCUUUAUUCCCAAUACACUUGUUCAAUCAUGUCUAUUAAAGAUGGACCUAAUGAAAACCCUUGGAGGAACAUGAUUAUACCAUUAGCUCCGCGAUAUCCAUGUUUAUUCAACUCCAUUGCCUCAAUGACUCUUUUCCAUUUAGCCGGAAAUUCCGAUGUUGCUAGUGAUAGUGCUAAUCUCCGGGCCAGAGGUUAUUCCUUUAUGAAAAAAUGUAUAUUGGAAUUGGCCUCUAAUUUGAGUAAGAACUCAAUAUGUGAUGAAGCUCCAGAACUACCAGCAGAUAUAGUCUUAGCUAUUUGUUUGAACUUGGCAGUUAGUGAAUCUUGGAAUACUCAAACUUCCUCGGGCAUUGCGCAUCUUAAAGGUGCCAAAAGCAUGAUUAUCAAAGUAUAUUCCAUGUUAAGGGAACAAAAAAAUGUCCUUAUAGUUAAGAAGAAUGAAAUUUCAAAGAACCCUGAUGCCAAUAAUUUUGAAGAAUUGGAUGUGUUAAUCAAUGGUCAUAAAAGAUCAUUAAAGAAGAAGUUGGUACUCUUAAAUGAUUCUGAGUUAGAAUCAAUGUUUGAAGAAGACGAUUCUCCCAAUAAUAAUAAUAGUAAUAAUAAUAAUAACAGUGUUAGCAUCCAAAUUCCUCCAAGUGUUCAAUUCUUAUGCAACAUAUGGGUAUAUUUUGAAGUGUUGUGUCAUAUGACUUCAGAUUCAUCUUGUGAUGUUAAAGGUGUGGAUUUGGUUGCAACUAUUUCUGCUAAUCAAGAGAUGCUCCAGUCUCGUAAGAAGAAAGCCAUAGAAAAGCAACAGAAUAGAAUUCUGUAUGGCGCCAUUGAUACUUCACCAUCCAGUGAACUGAGCUUUGAGAGUGAUAAGAAUCUCUUUGAAAACUUUGACGCCUUUAAUUUCGAUCGUUCUGAAUAUGUUGAUCCGUUACUAGGAUGUUCACAAUCACUUUUCGUGAUAAUGGGCAAGGUAGCUAACUUGAUAAAGAAGAUUCGAAAGCUGAAACCCAGUCUAACUCGGAAUAGCUUAUCAGUUAUCACUGUGGCUACUCAAUUGAGACAACAAUUGAUUGAAUGGAAACCUACAAUUACUGCCAGUAUGAUUUCUCAACUGGGAGCCCCUGGUGGGAUAUUUAUCGAGUCUAAAACAAAUUCAACUUGGGAUUUAUCUUCAUGUAUUGCAACUGCAGAAGCCUAUAGAUAUGCAACAUUGUUAUAUUUACACCAGGCAGUCCCCGAAAUUCCGUCAGUGGCAUCUCAUAAACUAGCGGAAAAGAUAUUCCUUUUAUUGGCUUCAAUUCCUACUACUUCUCAGACAUACAUUAUUCACAUUUUCCCGUUAUUGGUGGCAAGUUGUGAAGCUGAAUGCGGCGAAGAAAGAGAAUGGUGUCGAGAUCGGUGGGUACUUUUAGCAGAGAAGAUGUGGAUUGGGAAUAUAGAUAGAGCAUUUGAAGUGGUGAAGGAAGUAUGGAAAAGGAAAGACGAUUACGAAAGAAAGAAACGUGAAGAAGAUGGUUCAUGGUCAUUCCUUAACACCGAUGAUGACGAUAAGACCCGAGUCUUUCUGGCCCAAAUGUCUGGACUUAUGACUAUAAUCAAUAAUGAUGGAGGUUCCAAUUGCCAGUUGGAUGACAUCAUGGGAGGUAUAAACUCAAAGAUGCAUUGGACUUCUGUGAUGAAGGAAUGGGGUUGGGAAGUUUUAUUGGGGUAA
Lizanozyma spartinae is the source of this 2922-nucleotide messenger RNA. RefSeq names its product Zcf9p (gene ZCF9). Gene Ontology annotation, biological process: positive regulation of transcription by RNA polymerase II. Gene Ontology annotation, cellular component: nucleus. The record is from RefSeq and is a predicted model, not a curated record. Gene Ontology annotation, molecular function: zinc ion binding; transcription cis-regulatory region binding; DNA-binding transcription factor activity, RNA polymerase II-specific. Bases 1 to 2922 code for a protein of 973 amino acids. NCBI's taxonomy places the organism in Eukaryota, Fungi, Ascomycota, Pichiomycetes, Serinales, Debaryomycetaceae. The transcript has a single exon.